AUGCUCUAUAAGAACUCAAAGACAAAAGUGACAAUUGAAGAUGAAUUAUCGGAUAGUUUCUUAAUUGAAACUGCAGUUCAACAAGGUGGAAUACCAUCAUCAAUCCUGUUUAACAUUUUAUUUGAUUUUAUCAUCAGAAAAGUUAUAGAAGAGGCUGGCAUUGCUGGUGUCAAAUUUUCUUGUGGCAAUAAUAAUUUUUUUCAUACCAAACGGAAAAACUAUGAAAAUGUUAGUAUCUUGGCACUUCUUUAUGCUGUUGAUCUUGUAGCUAUGUGUGAAACAGCACCUGAUCUAGCAACAUUUAUUCGAACAUUUGAAAAAGUGACUCAAGAAGUUGGAUUGACAAUGAGUGUUAAAAAAACAUGUAUUAUGACUUUGCAACAGUUUGAGGAAGAUCAAAAUCGAAAGAUUUUAAAACAGAACGAGGUGAUCUUUCCUGAUAUUGACAUUACAAUGCGCAAUCAAAAGAUAAAAACUGUUGAGUCUUUCACGUAUUUAGUUUGUAAAAUUACUAGAGAUCAAAAGUCAGAUAGCGAAAUUAAUGCAAGAUUAACCAAAGCUGCCAUUGCAUUUAAUAUGUUAAGACAUGUGAUGUGGAGCCGAAAAACUAUCUCAAUCAAAUCAAGACUACAUGUUUUUCGUGCUUUUGUUCUUCCAGUUUUACUUUAUGGAAGUGAAAAGUGGUCAAUUACAGGUCAACAUGAACGUAGAAUUGCUACUUUUUAUAUGAAAUGUUUACGUAUAAUUAUCGGUAUAAAUCUCGGUGAUAGAAUGUCAAAUGAAAAACUAUUAGAAAUUACUGGUCAACCAUCAGUUGAGAAUAUUCUGCCUAGAAAUAGAUUGAGGUGGUUCGAACAUGCAAACAGGAUGAUGAACAGUUAUGAUGAGUCAUCAGUGGUGAAAAAGAUUACAUUUUCAUAUUUUCCUGAAGAGAAAAGACCUUGA
This is a messenger RNA of Rotaria sp. Silwood2, 945 nucleotides long. NCBI's taxonomy places the organism in Eukaryota, Metazoa, Rotifera, Eurotatoria, Philodinida, Philodinidae. The record is from the annotation of a GenBank genome assembly.